This is a messenger RNA of Castor canadensis (American beaver), 834 nucleotides long. RefSeq names its product olfactory receptor 7A5-like. Lineage: Eukaryota; Metazoa; Chordata; Mammalia; Rodentia; Castoridae. The record is from RefSeq and is a predicted model, not a curated record. Gene Ontology annotation, cellular component: membrane. Gene Ontology annotation, molecular function: olfactory receptor activity; G protein-coupled receptor activity. Gene Ontology annotation, biological process: G protein-coupled receptor signaling pathway.
AUGGAACCAAGGAAUUGUUCACAAGUGUUAGAAUUUCUUCUUCUGGGAUUUUCAAGAGAACCUGAAUUGCAGCCCUUCCUUUUCUGGCUUUUCCUCUCUAUGUACCUCAUCACUGUGAUUGGAAACUUGCUUAUCAUCCUGGCCAUCACCUCUGAUACCCAUCUCCAUAUACCCAUGUAUUUUUUCCUCUCCAACCUGUCUCUUUCUGACAUCUGCCUUACCACAACCAUUGUUCCCAAGAUGUUGGCAAACAUACAGACACAGAACAAGGUCAUCUCCUAUGACACCUGCAUCACACAGAUGAAUUUUUUCAUACUCUUUGCUGGGUUUGGGAACUUCCUCCUGGCUGUGAUGGCCUAUGACCGCUUUGUGGCCAUCUGUCACCCUCUGCAUUACACGGUCAUCAUGAACCCCCGGCUCUGUGUGCUGAUGGUUCUGGUGUCCUGUAUCCUUAGUGUCCUGCAUUCCCUGUUACAAAGCUUAAUGGUGCUUCGGCUGUCCUUCUGUACAGACUUGGAAAUCCCACACUAUUUCUGUGAACUUAAUCAAGUGGUCCAACUUGCAUGUUCUGACACCUUCCCUAAUGAGCUGGUGAUGUAUUUUACUUCUGUGUUGCUGGGUGUUGGGCCCCUUGCUGGCAUCCUUUACUCUUACUGUAAGAUAGUUUCCUCCAUCUGUGCAAUCUCUUCAGCUCAGGGGAAGUACAAAGCAUUUUCCACCUGUGCGUCUCACCUUUCAGUGGUCUCCUUGUUUUACUGUACAAUCCUAGGAGUGUACUUUAGUGCUGCUACUACCCACAGCUCCCACUCCAGUGGAGCAGCCUCGGUGAUGUAG